This is a messenger RNA of Felis catus (domestic cat), 2049 nucleotides long. RefSeq lists its product as uncharacterized. NCBI's taxonomy places the organism in Eukaryota, Metazoa, Chordata, Mammalia, Carnivora, Felidae. Bases 211 to 1344 code for a protein of 377 amino acids. The record is from RefSeq and is a predicted model, not a curated record. The transcript is spliced from 29 exons.
GUUGCUGAGGUAGCCGUAGGAGCACGAGAAGAAGGUGUCGCGAAGCUGAAAAAGCGGCGGCCCCUUCCUGAAACGAGGCAGCAGGCUGGUGCUGAGGUGGCUGUAGGAGCACAGGACACAGGUGUCCCCGAGGAGGAAAGACGGUGGCCGCAUCCUGUCCGGAGUCACCAGGCUGUUGCUGAGGUGGCUGUAGGAACACGACAAAAAGAAAUGUCGCUUGCAAACUCUUUCUUGCUGAGAAAAAUGUUUCGGAGGCGUUAUGUCCCUAAGGUGGAAGAGCUGAGGGCCCUUCGUCAAAUGAGGCAGCAGGCUUUUGCUGAGGUCCUGGCAAGAGCAAUGGAACGUGAAGUCCCUAAGGAGGAAACGCUGCAGGAACUUCCUGAAAGGAGACAGCAGGCUGUUGCUGAGGUUGCCGCAGGAGUACAGGAGAAAGAUGUCCCUAAGGAAGAAAAGCUGCGUGCCCUUCCUGAAAGGAAGCAGAAGGCUGUGGCUGAGGUGGCCGUAGGAGCACGGGAGAAAGGUGUCCCUAAGGAGGAAAAGCGGCGGCCCCUUCCUCUAAGGGCGCAGAAGGCUGUGGCUGAGGUCAUCAAAAGAGCAAUGAAAUAUGGUGUCACUGCGGAGAAAAAGCUGCAGUCCGUUAGAGUAAGGAGGCAAAAGACUGUUGCAGAGGUGGCCAUAGGAGCACGAGAAGAAGGUGUCCCUCAGGAGGAAAAUGUGUGGGCCGUUCCUGUCAGGAGACACCAAGGUGUUGCUGAGGUUGCCGCGGGAGAAACAGAAUAUGGUGUCCCUGAGGAGGAAAAGAUGUGGGCCGUUCCUGUCAGGAGGCAGCAGGAUGUUGCUGAGGUGGCCGCGGGAGCAACGAAAUACGGUGUCCCUCAGGAGGAAAAUAUGUGGGCCGUUCCUGUCAGGAGACACCAAGGUGUUGCUGAGGUUGCCGCGGGAGAAACAGAAUAUGGUGUCCCUGAGGAGGAAAAGAUGUGGGCCGUUCCUGUCAGGAGGCAGCAGGAUGUUGCUGAGGUGGCCGCGGGAGCAACGAAAUACGGUGUCCCUGUGGAGGAAAAGAUGUGGGCUUUUCCUGUAAGGACACACCAGGCUGUUGGUGAGUUUCCUGUGGUCUCUGGAACCAUGGAGAAUGAAGGAUUGGUUGCUGAUCGCUUAGAUUCCACCCACAUCUGCCUAAUUUACCCCAAUAACCACCAGAAGCCUAGCAGAACAGACUCUCCGGAGCCAAGCAUAGACGAGAGGCCCACGGAAGAGGGCCCCUCCAAAGCGGACCACCGAAGGCAAAGCGAGCUGAGCCUGCACCUCCCGCCCCUGUGCACCUUGCAGACCCACCCCGGCUAAUACGCCAGAUCCCAUCGAAGCAGCAUCACAAGCCUGGCAGUGUGCAAGUAGCCCAGACAGAGGCCACACCACUCCACAGUCUAUCGUCAUACCAGUAUCCCACUGUCCUGAUUCCGAGAGCUUUGUCGUAAAUUUUGAAAUUGGGAAGCAAGAAUAAAGUUGAGGACUCCUAAGAUGAUGCUGGCCAAGCAGCUUUACACCCACGCUCUUCAGCUUAAAAUGUCUGGUCUAGAAGAAGAUUAAAAGUAAAACACUUCCGUCAAGUGGACAUUUGCUAAUGGAUGAUAAUUAAGCCCUGAUUUUUAAAAAUAGUUAGACACAAAGCAAGAGAAAAGAAAUUUGGAAGGAGCAUAUUCUGUUACAUGUGAGAGAGGGUUCAGAGCAGGUGACUGGAUCAACAUCAGGAAUCACAAGAGCAGCAAAAUCUACAACUGAAACUUAUCUUUCUCUCAUGCUGUAUAGCCAGAUGAGAAAAGCGUGGAUGGAUUCUCACCAUUCCCAUGCUAUUUCUGCCUCUGACCUUUAUGUUUAUUGAUUUGAAAACUAUAGGACCAUCUCUUAUGGGGGGAAAAGGUUCUCAAAGUGAUUGGAUAGGUUUUUAAAAAGCAGACUCACAGGACACCUGGGUGGCGCAGUUGGUCAAGUGUCCGACUUCAGCUCAGGUCAUGAUCUCAUGGUUCGUGGGUUCGAGCCCCACAUCAGACU